AACAUCUCCAAUACAGCAGCGGCAGCGGCGGCCUCAUCUUCGUCGUCGACGGUAGCAGCGGUGGGGAACAACAUCUUAAACGUUCUCGAACGCAAGGCGGCAACGUGUAUCUACAAAAUGGAUGUGGACUCCUCGGAUGAAAAUGGACCUCAAACAUUCCUCAAUACAAACGAUAACGAUGAUGAACUUAUUAAACAACUGCCAAAGGAAAUACUAUUACGUAUAUUUUCAUAUUUGGAUGUGGUUUCAUUAUGCAGAUGUGCACAAGUCUCCAAAUAUUGGAAUAUCUUAGCUUUAGAUGGAUCCUGCUGGCAGAAAGUCAAUCUAUUUGAUUUUCAACGUGAUAUUGAGGGUCCCGUCAUAGAGAAUAUAUCCCAACGCUGUGGAGGAUUUUUGAAAUUUUUAUCGCUGCGUGGUUGCAAAUCUGUGGGCGAUCAAUCAAUACAAACUUUAGCCGACUACUGCCACAACAUAGAACAGUUGGAUUUAUCGGAAUGCAAUCGAAUAACAGAUAUAUCGACCGAAUCGAUAAGUCGCCAUUGUUCAAAAUUAGCCUCCCUUAAUUUAGAAUCAUGUUCUAAUAUCACCGAUAAUAGUUUAAAAUAUAUUUCGGAUGGUUGUCCGAAUCUACAAGAAAUCAAUAUAUCAUGGUGUCAUUUAAUAACGGAAAAUGGUGUCGAAGCUUUAGCCCGUGGUUGUAAGCAUUUGCGUAAAUUCUGCAGCAAAGGUUGUAAGCAGGUUAAUGACAAUGCCAUAACGUGUUUGGCUAAAUAUUGUCCCAAUCUAAUGGUGCUCAAUUUACACAGCUGUGAGACCAUCACCGAUUCAUCGAUACGACAAAUCGCCAGCAAUUGUCACAAUCUACAAAAAUUGUGCGUAUCCAAAUGUGCCGAACUGACCGAUCUCUCACUGAUGGCACUCUCACAAAAUAAUCCCUAUUUGAAUACGCUGGAGGUAUCCGGUUGUCGUAAUUUCACCGAUUUAGGCUUUCAGGCAUUGGGUAAAAAUUGUAAAUAUUUGGAACGUAUGGAUUUGGAGGAGUGUAAUCAGAUAACUGAUUUAACGCUGGCACACUUGGCCACCGGUUGUCCAAGUUUAGAAAAAUUGUUUCUAUCGCAUUGUGAACUGAUAACCGAUGAUGGUAUACGCCAACUGGCAGCUGGUAGCUGUGCUGCGGAAAGUUUAUCCGUCCUCGAAUUGGAUAAUUGUCCAUUAAUCACUGAUCGUACAUUAGAGCAUUUAGUUUCUUGUCAUAAUUUACAAAGAAUUGAGCUAUUUGACUGCCAAUUAAUUACAAGAGCAGCAAUACGCAAACUAAAGCAACAUUUACCAAAUAUAAAAGUUCAUGCGUACUUUGCCCCAGUUACACCGCCACCAGUUACCACUGGACAACGACCACGUUAUUGUCGAUGCUGUGAGAUUUUGUGAGAUUCGGCCAUUGGCUUUGCACGGAAGCUGCUGUGUAAAGGCCCCACGGACUGAUGGUAUAUAUUUUCGACAAUUAUCCUGAUUAUCUUGACGAUAUUGGUGGCAUCGCUUUUGUUGGUACAUGUCUUUGCGGCUAUAUAUAAAUUGAAUAUUUGAGUUUG
Musca vetustissima is the source of this 1589-nucleotide messenger RNA. RefSeq names its product F-box/LRR-repeat protein 20. Gene Ontology annotation, molecular function: protein binding. The transcript has 9 exons. Gene Ontology annotation, biological process: SCF-dependent proteasomal ubiquitin-dependent protein catabolic process. The record is from RefSeq and is a predicted model, not a curated record. Gene Ontology annotation, cellular component: SCF ubiquitin ligase complex. Lineage: Eukaryota; Metazoa; Arthropoda; Insecta; Diptera; Muscidae. The coding region runs from base 118 to 1428 and encodes 436 amino acids.